CAGUCCCGCUCCCAGCUCCCAUAGAUGAUCCCGUAGCAGGUCUUACAGUCAAGAUUCUGGAAGACGGCAUAGCCACAGUCACUCUCCCAUGUCUACUCACAGGCGUCAUGUUGGGAAUCGGGCAAAUCCCGACCCCAACUGCUAUUGUGGAGUAUUUGGAUUGAGCUUGUACACUACAGAAAGAGAUCUAAGAGAAGUGUUCUCUAAAUGUGGCCCCAUUGCUGAUGUGUCUAUUGUAUAUGACCAGCAAUCUAGGCAUUCCAGAGGAUUUGCCUUUGUAUAUUCUGAAAAUGUAGACGAUGCCAAGGAAGCAAAAGAGCGUGCCAAUGGAAUGGAGCUUGAUGGACCUGGGAUCCGAGUUGAUUUCUCUAUAACAAAAAGACCACAUAACCCAACACCAGAAAUUUACAUGGGGAGACCUACCUAUGGCAGCUCACACCGUGAGGAUUACUGUGACAGAGGAUAUGAUCGAGGCUAUGAUGAUCGUGACUACUAUAGUAGAUCAUACAGAGGAGGUGGUGGAGGAGGAGGAGGAUGGAGAACUGCUCAAGAUAGGGAUCAUAUUUACAGAAGGCGGUCACCUUCUCCUUACUAUAGUCGUGGAGGAUACAGAUCGCGUUCUAGAUCUCGAUCAUACUCACCUCGUCACUAUUAAAGCAUGAAGAUGAAGACUUUCUGAAACCUACCCUAAAGUUGGGAUAUUGUUUGUGGACAAUAUUUUUUAUUGUCUCCUGUUUAAAAAGUGAACAGUGCCUAGUGAAGUUAGGUGACUUUUACACCUUUUAUGAUGACUACUUUUGGUGGAGUUGAAAUGCUGUUUUCAUUCUGCAUUUGUGUAGUUCGGUGCUUUGUUCAAAGUUAAGUGUUUUCAGAAAAGUAUGUUUCGCAUGUAUUUUUUUACAGUCUAAAUUUUGACUGCUGAGAAGUUUCUAUUGUACAAAACUUCAUUUAAAAGGUUUUUUCUACUGAAUCCAGGGUAUUCUGAAGAUCGAAGCCUGUGUGUAAAAAUGUUACCAAAUGGUAAAAAGCAACAAUAAAGUUUGGUUUUUACUUUU
Messenger RNA from Nyctereutes procyonoides (raccoon dog), 1055 nucleotides. Its product is annotated as transformer-2 protein homolog beta-like. Gene Ontology annotation, cellular component: spliceosomal complex. Gene Ontology annotation, molecular function: RNA binding. The transcript has a single exon. The record is from RefSeq and is a predicted model, not a curated record. Gene Ontology annotation, biological process: positive regulation of mRNA splicing, via spliceosome. The coding region runs from base 89 to 655 and encodes 188 amino acids. NCBI's taxonomy places the organism in Eukaryota, Metazoa, Chordata, Mammalia, Carnivora, Canidae.